AUGCAGGGUCGAGUAGGUGACGGCCCUGGAGGAGUGGGUGCUUGUUUCGUCGGUGGGCUACUGUCCAUGCCGGUGCCGUCAACCCAUCGUUCGUUCCGUUACUCGGGUUCUCGACCCCGUACUUCUGGGCAGACGCGCACCACCACUCGGACUGAUAGUGUGGCGGACGAGGAGGAGGAGGGGGACGAUGAGGGGGACGAUGAGGGGGGCGAUGAGGGGGAGGGAGAGGAGGAGGAGGAGGACAAGGAGGGGAGCGGUGAUGAUAGUGAGCCGGGGUGGACACCCCGGGCGCAUGGCGGUGCUGGGGAUGGUGGAGGAGAUGAAGACGAGGAGAUGGAAGGGUUGGAACCUGAGGGGGUGGAGGAGGGGGUUGGUGAGGGAGGAGGGGUUGCCGCGGCUGCCGCAGAGGAGGCAUCUCAGCAUGUGGGUAGAAAGCCAGUGCGUGGCGGUGGCGGUGUUAAGAAGGGAGGGAAGGCAGAGGGGCGAGGGGCAGCGGGGUCAGGCAAGGCUGGGAUCAAGAGCUACAUGUCGAAGAAGCUGUCAGAAGUGGAGCUUCGUCAAGCGAUCGCCAAGCUGGUGGUGACCUGCGACCUGCCCUUCAAAAUUGUGGAGGCUAAGGAGUUUCGCGAGCUUCUGAUCCUGUGCAACCAGCACUGCGGGCAGAAUAACUUCAUACCUUCGUGCUGGACAGUGGCACGCGACACGGUGGCGUUUUCAGUGGCCGCUCUGCAUGCAGCCAAGGCGGAGAUACAGCGGAAGGAGGGGGAGUUGGGAUGCAAGGUGUCGUACACUACUGACAUCUGGACUGCGCCCAAUGGGAAAGCUUGGUUAGUUGUGACAGGUCACUGGAUCGACGAGUCGUUUCAGCUACGCGAGGCACUGCUCGAGUUUCGCGAGCUACCAGGUCGCCAUGGCAUAGCACAGAUCGCGCAGAUCGUGGAGGACAUGGUGGUGAUGUGGGGGUUGGAGGGGCGUUGUCUGGGCCUCACCACAGACAACGCCUCAGCCAAUAUCGCCGCGUACAGACGGCUGUCGGAGGAGGGUGGUGGUCAGGCUUUCUUCAACUCCCGCCUGCACUUCAGGUGUGUGUCACAUGUGGUCAACUUGGCAGUGCAGGCAGGACUGAAGGUGGAGGCCGUUCACGCCUUGUUGAAGGUGCUCAGAGACAUGGCGUCCUGGCAUGUGUGCAGCAUGUGUGUGGCAUGCGUGCAGCAUGUGUGUGCCAUGUGA
Messenger RNA from Closterium sp. Naga37s-1, 1230 nucleotides. Lineage: Eukaryota; Viridiplantae; Streptophyta; Zygnematophyceae; Desmidiales; Closteriaceae. The record is from the annotation of a GenBank genome assembly.